Zonotrichia leucophrys gambelii is the source of this 777-nucleotide messenger RNA. Its product is annotated as pleckstrin homology-like domain family B member 3. The record is from RefSeq and is a predicted model, not a curated record. NCBI's taxonomy places the organism in Eukaryota, Metazoa, Chordata, Aves, Passeriformes, Passerellidae. The annotation marks the transcript as partial. The transcript is spliced from 5 exons.
CGCUUGUCUCCGAUUGGCCCAGCUGGAGCUCCGGGUCCGCCAGGCAUUGGCCGAGCGCGAGCGGCUCCUGCGCGCCAGGGAGGCUCGAAAAGCUGCCACGGCCCCGCCCACCACGGACACGCCCCCUUCUGAUGAGGCUCCGCCUGCUCCAGCACAAGCCACGCCCCCUCCAGCUCAGGCCACGCCUCCUUCUGAGCCCGACCUCCUGUGCGCCCUCCGGGCCCGAGGGCACCGCCCCGAGGCCGUCGGGGGCCUGAGGAUUUUGGGGGGGUCCCUGAGGGGUCCCCUCACCAAAAUGGGGGGAAGGAUCAAGACCUGGAGGCGCCGCUGGUUCCACCUGGACCCCCAGAGGAGGGUCCUGGCCUAUUAUGGGGACCAAGCCCAAACCAAACUCAAGGGCGUCAUCUACUUCCAAGCCAUCGAGGAGGUUUGGUACGACCCAGGCCGCGUGGCCGGAAAGAGCCCCAACCCGCGCCUCACCUUCUGCCUCAAGACCUACGAGCGCCUCUUCUGGCUGGUGGCGCCCAGCGCGGAGGCGCUGAGGAUCUGGAUGGACGCCGUGCUCACCCUCACCCGCGGUGCCGCCGCUUUUUGACGUUUUUCCCUUCGUAUUUCCCUUUUCUUUCCGUAUUUCCCUUUCCCCCCUCACGGUUUUCCCGCCCUUUUUCUCUCCCCUCACGGUUUCCCGCCCUUUUUCUCCCCUCACGGUUUUCCCGCCCUUUUUCUCCCCCUCACGUUUUCCCGCUCUUUUUCUCCCCCCUCACGUUUUCCCGCCCU